CCAGCCCUGGUUUCUGUGGACUCUGCUUCUACAGUAAAUGAACCCUGAGGAAAACUGACCAGUUCCUGCAGUGCUGAAAUAAUGGCUCAUGAUUUGGUGAUGUUCAGAGAUGUGGCUGUGGACUUCUCUCAGGAAGAGUGGGAAUGCUUAAACUCAAAUCAGAGGAGUCUGUACAGAGAUGUGAUAUUAGAGAACUACAGCAACUUGGUGUCACUGGGAUGUUCCUUUUCUAAGCCAGAUGUGAUUACACUACUGGAACAGGGGAAGGAGCCCUGGAUGGUUGUGAGGGGUGAGAAAAGAAGAUGGAGCCUAGAUUUGGAAUCCAGGUAUGACACUAAAAAGUUAUUUCAAGAAAAAGAUACAUAUGAAAUGAGUUUAUCUCAGUGGGAAAUAAUAGAAAGAAUUAGGAGUCGUGGUCUUGAUGGCAGAUUUCUUGGAAAAGACGUUGCAUAUAAAAAGUUUGAAGGACAAGAUUUUCCUUACAAGAUACAUUUCAGGCAAGUGACAAAAACCACCCCUGAAAAAGUACCCACUUACAGAAAACUAGCUUCUCUUACUCUAUAUCAGAAAAAUCAUAACAGAGAGAAACCUUAUGAAUGUGGGGUAUGUGGGAAGGCUUUCAGAGUCCGCCAGCAACUUACUUUUCAUCAGAGAAUUCACACUGGUGAGAAACCUUAUGAAUGUAAAGAGUGUGGGAAGGCCUUCAGACAGUGUGCCCACCUUAGCCGACACAAGAGAAUUCAUGCUUCGGACAAACUCUACGAAUGUAAAAAAUGCGGAAAGAUUUUUACAUGUAGCUCAGACCUUCGAGUACAUCAGAGAGUUCAUACAGGUGAGAAACCCUAUGGAUGUAAAGAAUGUGGGAAAGCCUUCAGAGUUCGAGGACAACUUAAUCUUCAUCAGAGGAUUCACACUGGUGAGAAACCCUAUGAAUGUAAGGAAUGUGGGAAGACCUUUAGGCAGUAUGCACACCUGACUCGACAUCAGAGACUUAACACCGCUGAAAAGCGCUAUGAGUGUAAGGAAUGUGGGCAGGCUUUUCUGUGUAGUACAGGCCUUCGAGUACAUCACAAACUUCAUACUGGUGAGAAACCAUUUGAGUGUAAAGAGUGCGGAAAGGCCUUUAGAGUGCGGCAGCAACUGACUCUCCAUCAGAGAAUUCACACUGGUGAGAAGCCCUAUGAUUGUAAGGAAUGCGGAAAGACCUUCAGUCGUGGCUAUCAUCUAACUCUGCAUCAGAGAAUUCACACCGGUGAGAAACCUUAUGAAUGUAAAGAGUGUCAGAAGUUCUUUCGUCGUUACUCAGAACUCAUUUCCCACCAAGGCAUUCAUAUUGGAGAGAAACCUUAUAAUUGUAAGGAGUGUGGGAAAGCAUUUAGACUGUUCUCACAACUUACUCAACAUCAGAGCAUUCAUUUUGGUGAGAAACCCUAUCAGUGUAAGGAUUGUGAGAAGACUUUUAGGUUGCUCUCACAGCUUACUCAACAUCAGAGUAUUCACACCGGUGAAAAACCUUAUGACUGUAAAGAAUGUGGAAAGGCUUUCAGACUCCAUUCUUCACUUACUCAGCAUCAGAGAAUUCAUUCUGGUGAGAAACCCUACAAAUGUAAGGAAUGUAAGAAGGCAUUCAGACAACAUUCACACCUUACAUAUCAUCAACGGAUUCAUAAUGUAACUUAAUUAUAAGAAUCUUCCUGU
Ochotona princeps (American pika) is the source of this 1698-nucleotide messenger RNA. Its product is annotated as zinc finger protein 30 homolog. Gene Ontology annotation, molecular function: RNA polymerase II cis-regulatory region sequence-specific DNA binding; DNA-binding transcription factor activity, RNA polymerase II-specific. Gene Ontology annotation, biological process: regulation of transcription by RNA polymerase II. The coding region runs from base 82 to 1680 and encodes 532 amino acids. The transcript is spliced from 4 exons. The record is from RefSeq and is a predicted model, not a curated record. Gene Ontology annotation, cellular component: nucleus. Lineage: Eukaryota; Metazoa; Chordata; Mammalia; Lagomorpha; Ochotonidae.